ACCAGACCCAUCAUGAUGCUUCCUCUGACAUAUCUACUCUGUGUCUUUUAUGUCUACAUACAAGGAUCCUGUGGAGAGAUUGUGAUGACUCAGACUUCGGAUUCUAUCUCUGUGUCCCCGGGACAGACAAUCACCAUCACAUGUACAUCCAGUAAAAGUCUUUCUCAUGUACAGGCUCCAAAAAAACUCAGUUAAUAGCCUGGUACCAAAAGAUAGAAGGACAGCCUCCUAAACUCCUCUUGUAUAGCUCCAGUACUCGAGCAUCCGGGGUUCCAGAUAGGUUCAGUGGAUCUGGUUCAGGAACUCAAUUCACAAUGACAAUACAAAAAGCGAGUGAAGAUGAUGAAGGAAGAUAUUACUGUCAGCAGUAUAUUGAGUACCCUCUCAC
This is a messenger RNA of Staurois parvus, 388 nucleotides long. NCBI's taxonomy places the organism in Eukaryota, Metazoa, Chordata, Amphibia, Anura, Ranidae. The record is from the annotation of a GenBank genome assembly.